Momordica charantia (bitter melon) is the source of this 2006-nucleotide messenger RNA. It is a transcript of the gene GALK, whose product is annotated as Mevalonate/galactokinase family protein. Gene Ontology annotation, molecular function: ATP binding; galactokinase activity. Gene Ontology annotation, biological process: carbohydrate phosphorylation; galactose metabolic process. Gene Ontology annotation, cellular component: cytoplasm; cytosol. The record is from RefSeq and is a predicted model, not a curated record. Lineage: Eukaryota; Viridiplantae; Streptophyta; Magnoliopsida; Cucurbitales; Cucurbitaceae.
AUUCGAAACCAAACAAAAAUCAUACUGAGGCUUCUUCUGAGCUUUUGCUCUGAAUCUUUAUAGAAUAUUUCGUUUUCACCUCAAUUCUCAGUCUCGCCUUCGCUCUGUUUAUACGAUAAUUUAGCCGGGAUUCGAGAUCGUGGUGUUUGAGGGGGAAUUUGUGUGAAUUUCUACACGUAAAGAGGAAGAAGAGGAGAAAUGGCGAAGCACGAGGAUCUUCCGAUUCCUGUUUUCUCUUCUCUUAAUCCGGUUUAUGGCGAUGGAUCUCAGCUUGAGGAAGCUCAGCUUCGGUUUGAUCAUCUCAAGGCUAAGUUUCUCCAAGUGUUUGGCCACCCUCCCGAUGUCUUUGCUCGUUCUCCAGGGAGAGUGAACUUGAUCGGAGAGCACAUUGACUAUGAAGGAUAUUCGGUGUUGCCGAUGGCGAUCCGGCAAGACACGAUCGUGGCAAUAAGGAAGCACGACGCCGGAGAGGCGAAUCAUCUUCUCAGAAUUGCUAAUGUUAACGAUAAAUACUCGCUAUGUACUUAUCCUGCUGAUCCUGAUCAGGAAGUUGAUUUGAAGAAUCACAAAUGGGGACACUAUUUUCUUUGCGGGUACAAAGGCUAUUACGAAUAUGCUAAAUCAAAAGGACAAAAUGUUGGCGUGCCAGUUGGACUUGAUGUCCUUGUUGAUGGAACAGUGCCUACAGGAUCUGGAUUAUCAAGCUCUGCUGCGUUUGUUUGCUCUGCUACCAUUGCUAUAAUGGCUGCUUUUGGUGCCAACUUUCCCAAGAAAGAAAUUGCCCAACUCACGUGUGAAUGUGAACGGCACAUUGGUACACAAUCUGGUGGAAUGGAUCAGGCAAUUUCUGUCAUGGCCAAAUCUGGGUUUGCUGAGCUGAUUGAUUUCAAUCCCAUUCGUGCUACUGAUGUGCAACUUCCUGCUGGUGGGACUUUUAUUAUAGCUCAUUCUCUGGCCGAAUCACAGAAAGCCGUCACUGCUGCUACAAAUUACAAUAACAGAGUUGUCGAAUGUCGACUUGCUGCUAUUGUUCUAGGCAUAAAGCUUGGGAUGAAACCAGCAGAAGCAGUUGCAAAAGUGAAAACUUUAUCUGAUGUGGAAGGGCUGUGUCUUUCAUUUGCUCGUGAGCGUAAUUCUUCUGACCCUGUGCUUGCAGUCAAGGAACUGUUGAAGGAGGACCCCUAUACAGCUGAAGAAAUUGAACAAAUCACUGUGGAAAAUCUGCCAUCGGUUUUAGGCAAUUCUCCAACUUCAUUGGAUGUUCUAAAAGCUGCCAAGCACUUCAAGUUAUAUCAGCGAGCAUCCCACGUGUACUCUGAAGCCAAGCGGGUCUACGCUUUCAAGGAUGCAGUUUCAUCUAGUUUAAGUGAGGAAGACAAGCUCAAGAAGUUGGGUGAUCUUAUGAAUGAUAGCCACUACAGCUGCAGCGUUCUUUAUGAAUGCAGUUGCCCCGAGUUGGAGGAACUAGUAAAGAUAUGCCGGGACAACGGAGCUCUCGGGGCCAGACUAACUGGAGCAGGAUGGGGAGGUUGCGCGGUUGCUCUGGUAAAAGAGGCCAUUGUUCCACAAUUCAUUCUUAAUCUGAAGGAGAGCUUCUACAAAUCGAGGAUCGACAGAGGGAUCAUCGACAAGAACGAUCUCGGUCUCUACGUCUUUGCUUCCAAGCCUUCGAGCGGAGCUGCCAUCUUCCAAUUUUAGUUCAAAUUUCUUGGGGGCUUUUUUAUUUCGUGGUGCUACAUCCACAACCCCAGGAAGAAAUAAAUAUUAUUUCUCGAUUGGAUGGAAAAAACUAUGGAACUUUUAGUCUUAAAAUUAUGUUCCGGACUAUGUGAUUUACUAGUGCAUUCGAUUCGGUUUGCAUCGGGUUAUGACUUCUCGUAACAUAACCAAGUGAGUAUUCAGUUCUGAACUCGUCUCCUCUGCUUAUAAAUAAAGGAAUGUGUAACCUGAAAAAAAUGGAGCAUAUUUUGUGGAAUGAAACAGAGAAAAUAUUAAAUUCGUGCUCA